Messenger RNA from Amphimedon queenslandica, 723 nucleotides. RefSeq names its product mucin-like protein. The transcript has 3 exons. The coding region runs from base 1 to 723 and encodes 240 amino acids. NCBI's taxonomy places the organism in Eukaryota, Metazoa, Porifera, Demospongiae, Haplosclerida, Niphatidae. The record is from RefSeq and is a predicted model, not a curated record.
AUGUUUGGUGACCCUCAUUUGGUAACUCUUGAUGGUUAUAACUAUACCUUUAAUGGACAUGGAGAAUUUACACUUGUUGAAUCAACAGACAAAUUAUUAACAGUUCAGGUCCGAUUGACUGAGCCACCAAUCAAGACUAGCAAUGAAAGCAAUACCACACUUGCUGUUGGAGGAACUGUUAUUACUGCAAUAGCUGCAAGGCACAAAGAAUCAGACACUGUACAAUUUGAAGUGGCUGAUGAUGAACUGAUAGCACUUGUAAAUGGAGAUAUUAUCAACUUUUCUUCACUCUCAGAGUAUCAGUAUCACAAUCUUACCAUUAUAAAGAGGGACAAUACAACACUAACUGCAACACUAAGUGAUCAACUCACUUUUACUGUAAAAGAAAGGAAUGGUAUGCUGUCUGAUAUAUCUGUAGCUCUCUCUCAUAUUUAUUAUGGUAAAACAUAUGGUCUUCUUGGUCAAUAUAAUGGUAAAUUUAACGAUGAUCUAUAUCCAAAAGAUGGAGAAUAUCAUAUUUCUAUUAAUUCAUCAAUUGAAGUUAUUCAUAAAGAAUUUGGAUUAACAUGGAUUAUUGAUAAACCUGUUGAUAGCAUCUUUACAUACAGUCAGUUUGGUGGUUGGAAUACUUACUACAAACCAGACUAUACUCCAUUAUUUGAAGCUAAAUUUGAUGAUUUAGAGCUAGAAGAAGAGGCAUUACAAUUAUGGAUCAUUGUGUAG